UCUCCUCCUUAUCUGAACUCACAGGAGCAGAGUAACAGGAGCUGGACAAGAGAGAGGCCAUGUUGGCCAGACGAGUGUGAGGUGGAGCAGAGGUUCGUGUCGACGCCCUGCGCCGUACCUCACACCGAGACGAGUCCUCCAGCUGCCACGGAGCCUCCUGAGUUUCAUCCUCCUUCAGGCAUGGAGAGCGCGAGAGUCGGUGAAACGCAGCAGAACGUACUGCUGGAGGUCCUCAGCUACUGCAGGUUCCUGCACGCAGCAGUGCAAAGGCUCGAGCAGAAGAUCGACAGCCUGCAGUCCCAAUGCAGGAACCCAGACGUCUCACAGAAGCUGACUGCGUCAGUAGGAGGCGCUCAGCUCUCCCGCUCCCUGUCACAGCGCCUCGGACCUUCACCUCAGGCAAAGCUGCUGAGAAACCCAGAGCGGCUGCAGGUCACGGAAAACGUCCCUCCUCAUGGCGCCGGCGGGAAGCGAGACAAGCGCAGGAGACGCCGAGCUCCCAGAGCGUCCGAGACACGACAGGAAGCAGCGAGACUGGUGAAAGAGGAGGAGCCACGAGAUGAAGCUGUGCAGAAGAACAGCCGAAUGAAGCGAUGGAGAAAGCAAAGGAAACGUCACACUGCAGCUCGAUCCGACCCUGAGGAGGCACCGGGCAGCGAGGACAGGAACGAUAACGAUUAAAUUAAUUUCACCAGGCGUCGCGUUCAGCAUGGUCUGGCGUGUGGAUGUCGUCACUGCGUGCGCCGAUGCUCCUUAUUUACACUUCAUAAAGAAACACUCAUCUGUUUGUACUGUUGUAAUAUAACACUGGAAUAAAGAUGCAUCAUGUUUUUUGUUUUUUUUAUUAACUUCAUUUCUAUUUGCAAAUAAAUUAA
Messenger RNA from Tachysurus vachellii, 875 nucleotides. RefSeq lists its product as uncharacterized. Lineage: Eukaryota; Metazoa; Chordata; Actinopteri; Siluriformes; Bagridae. The transcript has 5 exons. The record is from RefSeq and is a predicted model, not a curated record. The coding region runs from base 181 to 681 and encodes 166 amino acids.